Messenger RNA from Aspergillus oryzae RIB40, 594 nucleotides. RefSeq lists its product as uncharacterized. Lineage: Eukaryota; Fungi; Ascomycota; Eurotiomycetes; Eurotiales; Aspergillaceae. The record is from RefSeq and is a predicted model, not a curated record. The transcript has a single exon. The coding region runs from base 1 to 594 and encodes 197 amino acids.
AUGCUAACCACAUUCUGGCCACACACAGAAUACGCCGAAGACCAACCCUUCCCCAAACUCAUCCUCACCAGCCACGUCCUCGACCGCAGCUUCCAAGCCGGUUCCCUCCUCGGAAGCACUACCGGGCUCAUUCGAAUAGGACUCCUAGCCUAUCAACCAACCUCCAACAACAAAUUCUACACCAGAUAUAUCAUCCCCCCAGGAUCAACCCCAGCUACUCUCCUUAUGCGAUCGACAGGCACAGGUGCCGUCAUCGGUCUCGGGGCCAUGGCUGCCAUGCUACCAUAUUAUCUGGUGAAAUGGGACCCGAUUGAAUGGCAAGAUCGUAGUUGGAGAUUGCUGGAGAACCCGGGGCAGGUGGAGGUGGAUACGUGGGGGUUUGCGGGUGCGGUGAUGGGGGUAACGGGGUUGGUGGUUCUGGCGAGGCGGAAUGGGAGGAUGUUUCAGUUGACGGGGCAUGAGGAGGUUUCGUCGUUGGUUUUGCUCAGAGCUCUUGGGUGGAGGAAUGUUUUUGCUAGUGCUGGGAUGGGGAGUUUGUCCGGGGUUCUUGGGUAUUUGGGGUGGAGGUAUGGGGUUAUGGGUGGGAAGAGGUAA